Messenger RNA from Punctularia strigosozonata HHB-11173 SS5, 470 nucleotides. RefSeq lists its product as uncharacterized. The record is from RefSeq and is a predicted model, not a curated record. NCBI's taxonomy places the organism in Eukaryota, Fungi, Basidiomycota, Agaricomycetes, Corticiales, Punctulariaceae. The transcript has a single exon. The coding region runs from base 42 to 272 and encodes 76 amino acids.
GACCCUGCAGACGGCUUUGUAGUGAUAUCCGCUUUGACAAGAUGAUCGUUCAUCGCAGGCGCGACGGUUUCAUUACGACCGGUCUCCGUUGGAUCGCCGGUCAUCCGCGCCAAUGUACCAGUCGCCUCCGUCACUUCGCUAACCCGGUCCACCGAUGGAGGCAGUGGAUUGCCCACAAACUCCCUCAGAUCACCGGCCUCCUUGUCCAAUUCAGUUGCCAGCGCCCGCGUACGGUCUUCGGCCUCUUCCUUGUCAUCGACUUCAUCCUCUGAUGGCGUCAACUCGGACAAAUCACUGUCCCAGCCCCGAAUGGCGCCCGACCGCCGGCGCUUACGCCCCAGCGUUAGCUUGAGCUUUACCUUCCGCUGGGGUGAUGUGGAGGAUGACUUCCUGCGCGUUUUCCACCGCGCGAGGCUGCAUGCCGGACAGCGCGGCCACAUCGUCCCUGGUGGAACGAUGUUCGCGCACCC